CAGUUUUACAUUCUAUUUUUUUUUCUUCUCACAACAUAAGAAAAAAAAGGGAAAUGUCACCGACUUAUUAGCUGCAGUUCUGUGCCACCCAGUGUGCCGCCGGACUGCGAUGAUCGUGUCCAACGUGAGCCUGAGCGGGUGCGCGGGGGUCAGCAGUGCGCUGUGCGCCGCAGCCGGGGAAGGCCACCUGAGGGGAGGCUCGCACCGGAACACCCUCACGCCGACGGGGCACCUGGUGGUGGCGGUGUGCCUGGGCUUCAUCGGCACUUUGGGACUUAUUAACAACUCGCUGGUGCUCGUGCUCUUCUGCCGCUACAAGAUGCUGCGGUCGCCCAUCAACCUGCUGCUGAUUAACAUUUCCAUCAGCGACCUGCUGGUGUGCGUCCUGGGCACCCCGUUCAGCUUCGCCGCCAGCACGCAGGGAAGGUGGCUCAUAGGAGAAGGCGGGUGCGUGUGGUACGGCUUUGCCAACUCCCUCUUCGGCAUCGUCUCCCUGAUCUCCCUGGCUGUCCUCUCCUAUGAGCGCUACAGCACCAUGGUGGCGCCCACUGAGGCGGACUCUUCCAACUACCACAAGAUCUCCCUGGGGAUCACCUUGUCCUGGGUCUACUCCCUCAUCUGGACUGCGCCGCCUCUAUUUGGCUGGAACCACUACGGCCCGGAGGGUCCUGGGACCACCUGCUCCGUCGACUGGACCGCCAAAACAGCUAACAGCAUCUCGUACAUCGUGUGUCUCUUUGUCUUCUGCCUCAUUGUGCCGUUCCUGGUGAUCGUGUUCUGCUACGGGAAGCUUCUGUGUGCCAUCAGACAGGUGAGCGGGAUCAACCCGUCCCUGAGCAGGAAGCGCGAGCAGCGCGUGUUGUUCAUGGUGGUGAUCAUGGUGGUCUGCUACCUCUUGUGCUGGCUGCCCUACGGCAUCAUGGCCCUGAUGGCCACCUUCGGGCCGCCGGGGCUGAUCACGCCCGUGGCCAGCAUCGUCCCCUCGGUGCUGGCCAAGACGAGCACGGUCAUCAACCCGGUGAUCUACGUCUUCAUGAAUAAGCAGUUCUACAGGUGUUUCAAAGCCCUACUGCGCUGUGAGGCCCCCCGACCGAGCUCCAGCUUAAAGAGCUCCUCCAAAGUCCCCACCAACGCCAUGAGGGCUGCAGCCGUUACUGGACCCCGUCGCACCAACAACUUCCUGUUCAUGGUAGCCUCCCUGGGUCGUCCGGUCGCCACCAUUCCCCAACUGGGCCCCUCGGUGGAACCAACCAUUGACGUCACCAGAGGCCCCUCUUCAGACAACAACAAACCUGUCAUAGUAUCACUUGUGGCUCAAUGUGAUGGCUGAUGAAUGGCUAUGAGCAUGAAAUCCCAAAGUCCCCGACGAGGAAGUAAUUCAUGAUGAGAGUUGCUGUGCUGCGAGGCCUGGAGACCAGUCGCCUGCAGGAACAGGUGGAUUUAAAGCAUUGGCUUGGCUAGUAGACAUGAUGGGGCCCUAACGAAAGACCAACCUUUGACUGAUUUCACCAUUUUUGGAGAUUUUGGUCAGACUUGUAAUAGAAGAUAGUAGGGCUCAUUAAUAAUGUGCAAUAUCUAUGGUUUGGUAACGCAUUCACUUUGGCAUAACGGUGUGUCUGGAGUAUAGGAAGAGAGAAACAAUGUAUUUUUUGUAUACAAGGUGGGGUUGAAGAAUGGAAGCUGUUUAUUACCCUUCAAAAUUAAAAGUAAUUUGUGGAAACAAUUAAAAAGAUGCCAAAGUUCAGGAAAGUACUGAUAGACAAUUUGUCAUAGUUUUUAGCUCUCAUUCUCUGCCACCAAUCCAAUUAAUCAAAUUGCAUACUUGUCACUUUGAAAUGCAUUGGCGGUGUUCAUAUAUAAUCAUUGUUACCAUGCUAGCUGCAUUCAAAUUGGUUCAGGAAAAAUGACUCAACACUGAGCUCUAAAUGUUGAAGUUACUGUUUAGUUCCUUCAAUAUCUUUGUGCAUGUUGACAUUUGCGAUAUCAUAUGAGAAUGAGUCGUGAGAAAAUACAGUAUCUGGUUAUUUGAAUCAUCAAAAUACAGAUACUUGGUAUCUGUAAAAAAACAAUACAACAACGUAUGCCGCCGCUGGAUUUUUCAGACUGACAUUUCCAUUUGUACUUAAAGUUGUGUAACAAUUUUUUCAACCGUGCUGAAUUAGAUUAAAGCCAAAGCGUAGUGCGCACUAAAUGUAAAAAAAAACAAAAAAACAAACCCCAUGUCCCUGGAACAUUAACGUGCGAGUUGUCUUCAAACAUCCGUAACGACGAUGAGCAGUUCAGUGCCUUGUACGCACAUCGCGGUCGGCAGAGCACGUGGACGAGCGUCAGCAGCAGCUUUCAACAUAAUUGCUUUAAAUACUGACUGAAAAGAGGAAAUGAUUUUUCAAGCGUUUCAACAGAUUUCAUCGAGGGAUCAAGUCUUUCUGAUGGAAGUGGAGUUACUCUGUGUGUGUGUGUGUAUAUAUAGGUUGUCGUGUGCUUGUCUGCAUUUUGUAAACAUUUUUUAAAUCUGAUUUGACACAUUAUUAUGAAGAUAGUUUCACAAUCUGUGCAUCAAUGCUGUGUUCAGUGGCCGUCUAAGCGAUAAGUGCAUAGAUCACAAUGUUUCACUUUUUUGUAAUUCCCCUUUAGCCACUGUUUUAUAAGUGCAGUCAAGAUCGUGUAUACGUUGAUGUACAUUAAUUGACACCAAAGCGAAAUCUGAAUA
This is a messenger RNA of Pungitius pungitius (ninespine stickleback), 2710 nucleotides long. Its product is annotated as vertebrate ancient opsin-like. Gene Ontology annotation, molecular function: G protein-coupled photoreceptor activity. The record is from RefSeq and is a predicted model, not a curated record. Gene Ontology annotation, cellular component: plasma membrane; photoreceptor outer segment. The transcript is spliced from 4 exons. The coding region runs from base 110 to 1330 and encodes 406 amino acids. Gene Ontology annotation, biological process: phototransduction; visual perception; cellular response to light stimulus. Lineage: Eukaryota; Metazoa; Chordata; Actinopteri; Perciformes; Gasterosteidae.